CUCCCGGCGGCCGGUCGGACGGGGAGGGCGCCCGCGGGACAGUCAUCUCUUUGGAAAGAUGGUUCUUCAUUUCAACUCCCUUUUUGGCUUCCCUGUCAUACUCCUGUACCACUGGAUGGGUUCAACUGUGUCUUUGAAUCUGGAAGAUCCCAAUGUGUGUAGCCACUGGGAAAGUUACUCAGUUACAGUGCAAGAGUCAUAUCCACAUCCUUUUGAUCAGAUUUACUAUACCAGUUGUACUGACAUCCUAAACUGGUUCAAGUGCACACGACACAGGAUCAGUUACCGUACUGCCUACAGACAUGGUGAGAAAACGAUGUACAGGCGCAAAUCCCAGUGCUGCCCUGGAUUCUAUGAAAGCAGGGAAAUGUGUGUCCCUCACUGUGCUGAUAAAUGUGUCCAUGGCCGUUGUAUUGCUCCCAACACCUGUCAGUGUGAGCCUGGCUGGGGAGGACCCAACUGCUCCAGUGCCUGCGACAGCGACCACUGGGGACCCCACUGCAGCAGCCGCUGCCAGUGCAAGAAUGGGGCCCUGUGCAACCCCAUCACUGGGGCCUGCCACUGCUCUGCAGGCUUCAAGGGCUGGCGCUGCGAGGAGCGCUGUGACCCUGGCUCCUACGGCAACGACUGCCACCAGAAGUGCCAGUGCCAGAACAGAGCCACCUGCGACCACGUCACCGGCGAGUGCAGGUGUCCCCCCGGAUACACCGGCGCCUUCUGUGAGGACCUGUGUCCCCCCGGGAAGCACGGCCCACAGUGUGAGGAGAGGUGCCCAUGCCAGAACGGAGGCGUCUGUCACCACAUCACCGGGGAGUGCUCCUGCCCGCCAGGAUGGAUGGGCAUGGUCUGUGGUCAGCCUUGUCCUGAGGGUCGUUAUGGGAAGAACUGCUCCCAAGAGUGCCAGUGCCACAACGGAGGCACCUGUGACUUGGCGACGGGCCACUGCCACUGCAGCCCAGGCUACACAGGGGAACGAUGCCAGGAUGAGUGCCCAGUGGGAAGCUAUGGGCUGCUUUGUGCAGAGACCUGCAAGUGUGUGAAUGGUGGGAAGUGCUACCACAUCAAUGGUGCCUGCCUCUGUGAGCCAGGCUACACCGGGCCGCACUGUGAAACCAGGCUCUGCCCCGAAGGAAUUUAUGGCCUCAAGUGUGAUAAAAAGUGUCCCUGCCACAUGCCCAACACCUGGAGCUGUCACCCCAUGUCUGGGGAAUGCUCCUGCAAGCCAGGCUGGUCUGGGCUGUACUGCAACGAGACAUGUUCCCCGGGCUUCUACGGGGAGUCGUGUCAGCAGAUCUGCAGCUGCCAGAAUGGGGCUGACUGCGACAGUGUCACUGGGAAGUGCACCUGUGCCCCUGGAUUUAAGGGUGCAUCUUGUGGUACCCCUUGUCUCCCUGGGACAUAUGGAGUGAACUGCUCCUCCGUGUGCAGCUGCAAAAACGGAGCCACCUGUUCACCUGUGGAUGGCUCUUGUGCCUGCAAAGCAGGUUGGCAUGGUGUGGAUUGCUCCAUAAAUUGCCCCAGUGGCACGUGGGGACUGGGCUGUAACCUGACCUGCCAGUGUCUUAAUGGAGGGGCUUGCAAUGCUCUGGAUGGAACCUGUACCUGUGCCCCAGGAUGGAGGGGAGAGAAAUGUGAACUCCCUUGCCAGGAUGGUACCUACGGCCUGGACUGCGCCGAGCGCUGUGACUGCAGCCACGCGGACGGGUGCCACCCCACCACGGGCUACUGCCGCUGCCUCCCGGGAUGGUCAGGUAUUCACUGUGACAGUGUGUGUGCUGAGGGACAGUGGGGUCCAAAUUGCUCCUUGCCUUGUUACUGCAAAAAUGGAGCAUCCUGCUCUCCAGAUGAUGGGAUCUGUGAGUGUGCACCAGGAUACAGAGGCACCACUUGCCAGAGAAUCUGCUCGCCGGGGUUCUACGGCCACCGCUGCAGCCAGACCUGCCCCCAGUGCGUGCAUAGCAGUGGCCCCUGCCACCACAUCACUGGCCUGUGUGACUGCCUGCCUGGAUUCACAGGAGCCCUCUGCAAUGAAGUAUGUCCUAGUGGCAGAUUUGGGAAGAACUGCGCUGGAAUAUGCACCUGCACCAAUAAUGGGACUUGUAAUCCUAUUGAUAGAUCCUGUCAGUGCUACCCUGGAUGGAUUGGUAGUGACUGCUCUCAGCCUUGCCCACCUUCCCACUGGGGACCAAACUGCAUCCACACAUGCAACUGCCACAAUGGAGCAUUCUGCAGUGCCUACGAUGGGGAGUGCAAGUGCACCCCAGGCUGGACUGGCCUUUACUGCACACAGAGGUGUCCCCUGGGUUUUUUUGGGAAGGACUGUGCCUUGAUCUGCCAGUGUCAGAACGGAGCCGACUGUGACCACAUCAGCGGGCAGUGCACGUGCCGGACGGGCUUCAUGGGGCGGCACUGCGAGCACAAGUGUCCCCAGGGCACAUACGGGUAUGGAUGCCGCCAGAUCUGUGACUGCCUGAACAACUCCACCUGUGACCACAUCACGGGAACCUGCUACUGCAGCCCAGGCUGGAAAGGGGCCAGGUGUGAUCAAGCUGGUGUAAUUAUAGUGGGAAACCUGAACAGCCUGAGCCGUACCAGCACUGCCCUCCCUACUGACUCCUACCAGAUAGGAGCCAUAGCUGGCAUCAUCGUUCUUGUCCUGGUUGUGCUCUUCCUGCUGGUGCUGUUCAUCAUUUACAGGCAGAAGCAGAAAGGGAAGGAGACACACAUGCCCACAGUGACCUACACCCCUGCUAUGAGGGUCAUCAAUGCAGAUUACACCAUUUCAGAAACCAUCCCUCAUACCAAUGGUGGAAAUGUCAACAGCCACUAUUUCUCUAACCCCAGUUACCAUACUCUGACUCAGUGCUCCAGCCCACCUCAUGUCACCAACAUGGAGAGACUGACCUUGGCAAAGGCAAAAACUAGCCAGCUGUUUGUGAACCUGAAAAAUAUGGAGCCUGGAAAACGAAGUGCUGUCAUGGACUACACAGGAACACUGCCAGCAGACUGGAAACACGGUGGCUACCUCAAUGAGCUUGGUGCUUUUGGACUUGAUAGGGGAUAUAUGGGGAAGUCCCUGAAAGAUCUGGUGAAGAACUCGGAAUACAAUUUAAGUAAUUGCUCACUGAGCAGCUCUGAGAACCCCUAUGCUACUAUCAAAGACCCACCAGCUCUGGUGCCAAAGAGUUCAGAAUGUGGCUACGUGGAAAUGAAGUCCCCAGCACGUCGCGACUCCCCAUAUGCCGAGAUCGCCAGCUCUGCCACAGCCAGCAAGAACGUCUAUGAAGUUGAGCCCACGGUGAGCGUUGUCCAAGGCGCGUUUGGCAGCGGUGGCGGGCGCCUCAGCCAGGAUCCCUACGACCUCCCAAAAAACAGCCACAUUCCAUGCCACUAUGACCUGCUUCCUGUCAGAGAGAGCCCCACACCCUCCACAGAGGGGGUCAGCAGCAAAUGACCCCGCAAGGAGCUGAUGCCUACAACCCUGGGACUCUCAAGGGGCAGAGUGGCACAGUCGUGCUCCUUCCUCUCUGGUUUACCAUCUUUCUUGGCUUCUGAUCUGUCCUGAAGAAAAUUGCUGUACCUUAAGCAGAAUCUCAGCAUGAGUUCAAGGUACCUCUGGGCAGAGCAAGAGGAUCAAAGUAAGAAUUCACAUUCAAGAAUUCUGUCAGGGGUGAUUAAAAAAUACCUAACAGUUCAGAGUGAUUAAUUCAGGGGAAGAAAAUCAAGGUGUUUUUUGUUAAGAAUGACAAGAACACAGAAGUAGAAAAACAGUUCCUGCUUAAAGUUUAGCUUAUUCUGCUGAUCAUGUGGAUGGAGACCCAUCUUCCCAAAACAGCCCCUUUUUCCAAAAGAAGCUUUCAGUCCUUCCAAAAUAGUCUAUUACGAGCUGCACAAUUCAGUGGAAAUUAAAUUCACCAAGGGAUCCGUCCAUUUGACAUAGUUUUCCCCAAACAUGUCAACCUAAAGAUAAUGUGGUUGUUGUAGACUAGACACCCUCUUUCAGUGAAAAGAUACUUUUAGGAAGCUGAGAGUGAGGUGCCAGCAUUUAACAUGACCUGGCAGUGCUUCUGUAGCACCUUGUCCUGAGGGUUGGUGUGUCACUGAUUGAUGGGGAGAAGGAUCCUGGCUAUUCUGUAGUUCCCUGGGCAUUCUGUUACAUCCCUGGAAUAAAGAAUUCCAUUACCUUUGGAUUUGGAAAGUACAGAUAUUACCGAGAAGAUUUCUAAGGCUGCUUGCCAUUUAAUCGCUGUCUAAGAUGAAGUCUUGAUUGGGUUUGUAUCCAUGUAGAUAAAAUGUAGAG
Vidua macroura (Pin-tailed whydah) is the source of this 4300-nucleotide messenger RNA. It is a transcript of the gene MEGF10, whose product is annotated as multiple EGF like domains 10. Lineage: Eukaryota; Metazoa; Chordata; Aves; Passeriformes; Viduidae. Gene Ontology annotation, molecular function: scavenger receptor activity; protein binding. The record is from RefSeq and is a predicted model, not a curated record.